Messenger RNA from Rhincodon typus (whale shark), 1053 nucleotides. Its product is annotated as RAB guanine nucleotide exchange factor (GEF) 1. Bases 154 to 1053 code for a protein of 299 amino acids. Gene Ontology annotation, biological process: vesicle-mediated transport. Gene Ontology annotation, molecular function: DNA binding; small GTPase binding; guanyl-nucleotide exchange factor activity. NCBI's taxonomy places the organism in Eukaryota, Metazoa, Chordata, Chondrichthyes, Orectolobiformes, Rhincodontidae. The transcript is spliced from 8 exons. The record is from RefSeq and is a predicted model, not a curated record. Gene Ontology annotation, cellular component: cytosol; endocytic vesicle.
AAUUCUAUCUCCUGCUCUGAAGGGUUGCUAUUUGAAGUUCCUUUGGCACCUUUUUCACAUGUAAUAUUUCGUGGUUCCUCCCGGGGCUUUGUGAUCCACACAGGGUUUUGCCAGACAGCCAUUGAACAUACAUCUGCAGUCACCCUUUGAAAUAUGAGCUUGAAAUCGGAACGUAGAGGAAUUCAUGUGGACCAGUCAGAGCUGCUGUGUAAGAAAGGGUGUGGUUACUAUGGAAAUCCUGCUUGGCAAGGUUUUUGUUCCAAGUGUUGGAGAGAAGAGUACAGCAAAGCAAGACAGCGACAAAUUCAGGAAGACUGGGAGCUUGCAGAACGUUUACAGCGUGAAGAGGAAGCUGCUUAUGCUAGCAGCCAAGGGGCUCCAUCACUCACCUUCUCUAAAUUUGAAGAGAAAAAAACAAAUGAGACAAAAAGAAAAGUCCAGACUGUCAAAAAGUUCUUCAGUCCAUCAUCCCGGGCUGCACCAAAGAAAGUAGCAGACAGUCAGGAAGUUAAAGCCUCAAGUCCAUCCAUAAAUAGGCAGACCAGCCUAGAAACAGAACGUGCAUCUAAGGAUUUUAUUGAUUUCCUUAAGAUCUUUCGCAAACCUGGUCAAGAUAUACUAAAACAAUGCAGAGGAUUUAUUGAGUCAAUGCAACAUAAAAAGGAAUUGAGCAUUGAGGAACAAUCUGAGUGUGUCCAGGACUUCUAUCAAAACAUGGUUGACCGACUGCAGACCCACUCAAGUUUUAAAGGUUCCUCUGAACGGAUAGAAAAAUUGAUGGACCAGAUUGAAAACUACAUCAUGACACGACUAUACAAAAAUGUGUUUUGUCCAGAGACAACUGAUGACGAGAAAAAAGACCUUGCAAUUCAGAAAAGAAUCAGGGCAUUGCACUGGGUCACUCUUGAAAUGCUAUGUGUUCCAGUGAAUGAAGAAAUCCCUGAAGUUUAUGAGUUGGUUGUGAAAGCAAUUACAGAACUGUGGAGAAGACCUCAGGCCAUCACAGCAGAAAAGGAGCUUCAGCAGUCCAAGGAAAAGGCCUGGAAAGAGUAA